GAAUAACAUGGAUUCCAUAUUCUAAAAUUAAAAAUUUAAAGAAAAUAGCAGAAGGAGGAUUUAGUACAAUUUAUAAAGCAACUUGGUCAAACGGUACACGUGAUAGUGAUGUUGCCAUAAAAAGAUUAAUCAAUUCACGAGGUAUCAAUAAAUAUUUUUUAAAUGAGCUAAAAUCAUUUUAUCAUUGUCAUGAUGAAUCAUAUCUUGUUAAAUGUUAUGGUAUUACACAAGAUCCUGUAACAAAAGAGUAUAUGCUUGUAAUGGAAUAUGCAUAUGGUGGAAAUUUAUACAGUUAUUUGCAAAAGAAUUUUAAAGAAAUAAAAUGGGGAAAAAAAUUAAGAAUUUUAGUGGAUAUUGCACUUGGACUUGAAAAAAUUCAUAAUAAUAAUUUUAUACAUCGUGAUAUUCAUAGUGGAAAUAUAUUAUUAAUGAUACUGGAAGACUGGAAAAUUGGAGACUUAGGAUUAUCACAACCUGCAAAUAACUCUUCAUUAAACAAUGAAAUAUAUGGAGUAAUACCUUAUAUUGCACCAGAGAUAUUUAAAGGUGGUGUAUUUUCAAAAGAAUCUGAUAUAUAUGGUUUGGGUAUGAUUAUGUGGGAACUUACAACAGGAUGUAAACCAUUUGCUAAUGUUGAGCAUAAUGUUAAUCUAAUUUAUGAAAUUAUUGAUGGAAAACGUCCUGAAAUUACAAAUGAUACUCCUGAUUGUUUUUCCAAUUUAAUGAUAAAAUGUUGGGAUUCUAAUCCUCAAAAAAGACCAACUAUUGGCAAAAUAAUUGAAAUCCUUAAUUCUUUUAACAAAUGGGGUAAUGAAUUGGAUUUUAUAACCAAAGCUUUUUUUAACAAUGGACUGUUUUAUGAACAGUGCUUUACAACUAAAAAUAGUAUUAUUGAGAAAGCAUUUAUAAAUGCUGAAGCAAAAAGAUUAGAAUUAAUACAAUUAAAGAAACUUGGACCCGAAUUUAGUAAAAAAUCUCAUCCAAAAGCAAUUUAUACAAGCAGAGCGUUAAGUUCCGUGAUUUCUGAAACUGGUAUGUUGCAAUAUAUUCGUUAUUAGUAGUAAUUAACUAUUAAUGUAAAAGACAUGAAACAUUAAUUGGACGACCUUUUA
This is a messenger RNA of Rhizophagus irregularis DAOM 181602=DAOM 197198, 1112 nucleotides long. RefSeq lists its product as uncharacterized. Gene Ontology annotation, biological process: protein phosphorylation; signal transduction. Gene Ontology annotation, cellular component: cytoplasm. NCBI's taxonomy places the organism in Eukaryota, Fungi, Glomeromycota, Glomeromycetes, Glomerales, Glomeraceae. Gene Ontology annotation, molecular function: ATP binding; protein kinase activity. The record is from RefSeq and is a predicted model, not a curated record.